UAGGACCGCAAUGUGGAAGAAAAAACAGAAUUUGCAAGCCACGUCCAGAGCGAGCGGGCUAAGAUUUAAGCCAAAACAGGACCCUUGGAGAAUAAGGGUACUCCGAUAUUUCUACAAUAAAGAACAAAAAUUAUUCUGCGGCAGAACAUGGAAGAGUUGGCUUAUGAUCAUUGGUUACUCGCUCAUGUAUUUUAUUUUCCUAGCCACAUAUACUAUGAUAUUCCUGUACUGCUCUCUACUGUUGAUACAAGACAGCGUCGAUAUCAGCACUAAAUCGAAUUUGGUCACGUAUUUAGAUCGAGGGAUCGGUUUAUCAGCGAUCCCGACUUCCUUUCACAGCGAGCCUCUGAUAUGGUACGUUCAGAAACCGGAAAGCUACGGGAAAUACGUCAACUCUAUAGAAAAUCUUUUGAGCAAGCGGCGGAAAAGGGACACAGAUAUGCUUGGACCUUGUGGGGCAUACCCGUACGGAUACGGAGAGAAACCGUGUGUUAUAAUCAAAAUAAAUAAACAGUUGAAAUGGUCUGCAAGACCUGUCAAUACCUCCAGCACGAACAUGCCUUGGGUUGUCAAAAACUGGAUGCAGAAAGACAAGGACAAACUCUGGUUGUACUGUACAGGUUUGAAUGGUGCAGACAAGGAACAUAUAGGGAUUAUCACAUACCAUCCAGACCCCCCGGGAUUUGAUGUUAAGCAGUUUCCUAUGGAUCUGAAAGAGGACUCGCCUCUCAUCGCUAUACAGAUUUCUGACUUCUCCCACGGUCUGUCUCUAACUAUACAAUGCAGUCUGUGGUAUGAAGGUGGAGUUUCUACAACAGAAUUCGUUCUCUAUGUUAAGUAAUACGUCAAUCUGUAAAUUAUGU
Messenger RNA from Aricia agestis (brown argus), 863 nucleotides. RefSeq names its product sodium/potassium-transporting ATPase subunit beta-1-like. The coding region runs from base 11 to 841 and encodes 276 amino acids. NCBI's taxonomy places the organism in Eukaryota, Metazoa, Arthropoda, Insecta, Lepidoptera, Lycaenidae. The transcript has a single exon. The record is from RefSeq and is a predicted model, not a curated record. Gene Ontology annotation, biological process: sodium ion export across plasma membrane; intracellular potassium ion homeostasis; intracellular sodium ion homeostasis. Gene Ontology annotation, molecular function: ATPase activator activity. Gene Ontology annotation, cellular component: sodium:potassium-exchanging ATPase complex.